Messenger RNA from Biomphalaria glabrata, 3737 nucleotides. RefSeq lists its product as uncharacterized. The record is from RefSeq and is a predicted model, not a curated record. The coding region runs from base 930 to 2102 and encodes 390 amino acids. NCBI's taxonomy places the organism in Eukaryota, Metazoa, Mollusca, Gastropoda, Planorbidae. The transcript has 20 exons.
GGGAAAAAAAAUGUUUUUUUGGUCUACGAAGUUACUAUAACAGUUUGAUAACCACUGCGUAUUUACCCCGUUUAGAUUUAGCUAAUUAACAAAUUAGCAUCGAAGCUCGUGUUUAGUAAGUGUUCUUGGUGCUUAAUCAGUUACUGCUAACCUGGACAACUUCCGUUUGCCGGUGAUUGUUUAUCGAAACAUUGAAUGCACCUUGUGCGAUUGUCUCUCUAUAGAAUAUCUACACCACCACAUCUAGUGACAUAGCAGGUCAAUCCUUAGCCAAGAUAAAUCAGCAAUAUGCUCCUGCAAAAGGAUAAUACAUUUUUUCAAAAGAAAUAGAAACUAAUGAAGACUGUUGUCAGGAUGGUGCCAAGUUUGAACAAUGAUCGCCAUCAUCCUCCCUGUCCUCCAGUUGUGGUCUUAAACUUUAUAUCUAAGAAAAACAAACAGAACCAGACUUUUUUAAUGCUAAAUAACAACCAGGCCUGUACAAUUGUCUACUGAAUAUGUUAGGGACUGGAUGGUAAUGUUUUGAAUCAUUCAGUGUGGAAUCAAAUGUAUCAGUGAUAUUCAAACUAUGAUCCAUAGGCCAUAUCCAGCGAGUGACAGGUCUUAACUGGUCACUUGAAAUUCUCGCUAUGCAGAAUGAAGCAGAAAAGACUUAAUUCAUUGAACACCACAAUUUUGUGUGACCUGUGACACACAUAUUGCACACAUGUGGCCCCUAGAGCCAAUAAGAUUCAGCACCAUUGUAAUACAUAAAGUUUGCAAGCCAACAUAAUUUUUUAUUUGGAUCUGAUAACAUUUAUAAGUAUCUAACACUAUUCAACACUUUCUGACAGCUGAAACUGCAAAAUACAUGGUUACAAGGAGUGUUCCUUAAAUGUGUUUUUUCAGAUAUCCCUUAGCGGAAAUGCCAAAAGUAAGCUAUCUCUCCAAUGUUCACUGGACCUGACAGACAAUCAAGGAUUGAAAUCACUGAAUCCAAAUUUAGUUGCAGCCAAAGUGAGCGAAAGUAUGAAAAAUGUUAUGCAUCUUGGCAAUCCAAUCAAAAUCUGACUAAAACUACACCCAAACCCUCUAAUGCUGACAGAAUGUUGGGACACAUGACAACUAUUACGAAAACCCCAAACAAGACCAGACUCAACGAGACUACUGACCCAACCUAUUCAAGUGAUGCCAAUGCCCCAAACAAGACCAGACUCAAGGAGACUACUGACCCAACCUAUUCAAGUGAUGUCAAUGCCCCAAACAAAACCAGACUCAAGGAGACUACUGACCCAACCUAUUCAAGUGAUGCCAAUGCCCCAAACAAAACCAGACUCAAGGAGACUACUGACCCAACCUAUUCAAGUGAUGUCAAUGCCCCAAACAAGACCAGACUCAAGGAGACUACUGACCCAACCUAUUCAAGUGAUGUCAAUGGCUCAAUGGAAGAAAAAGUGACUAUGGUCAUUUCAAUUUUCUCUACUAUUUUUAUUGCUGUUGCAUUGGUUUGUACUGGGAUUGUAAUUUACAUUUGGAAAAGAGUAUUCAAUUUCAGUUCAGGCUCCUCACCAGCUGUUCAAUUUAAUAUUCAAAGCAAUGCUGCUGAAGAAAUAGAGAUUGCAGAAGAAAACCAUGUUUAUGACUCAAUAAUUUAUACAGGAUAUCAGACCUUCCAGCCCACGACUUCAGAGGACCUAACUGAACCGAUUAAUUCAAAUGCUACAAGUAUUUCAGACCUAAGUAUCCAGCCUGAAACUUCGGAGAGCCUAACUGAAAGCAUCCCAACCAGUAUUGCUGACCAAACUCCCAAGACUACAGAGGGCCUAACUAUAACUAUUAAUGGAACCUCCACCCGUAUUGCUGACCAAACUGAAACAGAUCCAGUUUACGUUAAUAUGGCUUGCCAAACUAUCCAGCCCAAAUCUUCAGAGUGCCUUAUUGAAAGCAUCUAUAAAAUACCUACAAACAAUGCUGUCCGAAUUUUCCAGCCCAAGCCUUCAGAGAGUCAAACUGCAACUAUUAGUUUAACCUCUACUUGUGUUGCUGACCAAACUCUUAAUGAUUCCAAAUGCCCAACUGAAACUGAUCCAGUUUAUAUUAAUAUGGCUUGCCAAACUGAGUGAUUUAACAAUAUUUGUAAAGUCUUUCAAGUUUUAUAUAAACAUGCUACUAUUUUUAUAUGCCACAAUAGGAUGGCUGCCUGGUCGUGCGGUUUGCGCGCUGGACUGUCAUUCGGAUUUAUCGACAGUCGAGGGUUCAAACCCUGCCCGCUCCCAUCCCCCGUCGUCCUGUGGGAGGUUUGGACUAGGAAGUAAACUAUCUUCAACUCUGAAGGAACAUCCGAAACAUGUAAAACAUUUUACAAACAAACAAUCUUAAGAAAUACUAAGACUAACACUGCUUUAUUGAUCCUAAUGGAAAUUUGUUGUGAUUACAAGGACUCUUUUUCUCAUAUAAAGACAACACAACAGAAACAUACACAUAAAUACAACAGACACAACAUAGAAAGUUCAUUCAGCGACUACACACAGGCAUCUUGGUCCUAUUCAUGUUUCCUGAUCAACGAGUGGCAUUGAUAUAGUCUGACCGAGUGAGGUACGCACAAGUUUUUGUACCCCUCUGUUCUUGUUUUGAUUGACAGUAGUCGCCCAUUUCACGACGACCUGACAGUUCUGAUGGAGCAGGUGGCUGUUGUCUUCCAAGAUUUUUUCGAUUUUCCUUAGACACUUUUGUUCAAAAAGUUCCUUUAAAUGUGGCAAUGUUGUGAGUGUAAUUUUUGAUGCCCUUUUUAUGAUGGUUUCUAGACGGCUACAUGUUCCACUACAUAUUAUUGUGAGUGUGUGUGUAUAUAAAAAAGAGCUAUUCAAUUCUACGAUUUUAUAGUAUAGAAAGAGUUCUUUACAAAAUGCCCAGUCAUCUCAAAACAUUUAUUCCUUAUGAUGAGGUGGAAAAAAAUAUACAUUGACAAAAAAAAUUUAGUGCAAACAAACAGAAAAAUUGCAUUCUACAUCAAAACAUUAUUUUGACAUCCUAGUCCAAUCUUAUAGGAUGACAUGGGGAUGGGCCAGGUUUGUGCAUAGGACCAUCGUGACAUCUGUUCAGAGUGUGUACAGCAUGACCAAGUACCCAUCCAAUUAAUGCUACUCUAUAGUAAACGUGAUGUCAUUUAUAUGUUGUUGUUUUUUUACACUCACUCCAUCUGUCUGUAUGGUAAAAAGUUUGUACACAUUUUUUCUCGUACACCUAAUCUCUGGUCAAGCUGAAAUUUUGCAAAAUUAUUUCUUUUACAUGAGAACACAAGAAUCAAUAAAAAAAAUUAACCAAUUAGUUAAUUAACUAUUGCUACCGUAAUUAAUUAUUUUGUUAGGUAUCUAUAGCAAAAAAAAAGAAAUCCUACUUGACAGAUGUUGUGGUAUAAGUUGAAUUAGUCCCCCUCAGAACUCCUGAGACAUCAGUGAAAAUUAUUUUUAUGCAUUUCAAUAACAAUCAUGGAAUCAUUCACCUAGAUAGUCCCUCCCCCUUUCACAACAGGUCCAAACAAGUGAUAGGAUCAUAGCGCAUUGAGAAAGCUAAACAAAAACAAUUGGUAAAAAUAUUUCUAAUUGCACAGAUUUACUAUGUCUUGGCCAUUCAUAUAUUUACAUGACUGAUCCAAACUAAUUGAUACAAUCACACUUAAAUAUAAGCUUUGUUUUUUUUUUAAAGUAUAUUUUAUGUUUUUUUUGUUUGUUUUUUUAAUUAAAAUGACUUGCUUUUAU